This is a messenger RNA of Danaus plexippus (monarch butterfly), 1078 nucleotides long. RefSeq lists its product as uncharacterized. The record is from RefSeq and is a predicted model, not a curated record. Gene Ontology annotation, molecular function: chitin binding. Bases 48 to 716 code for a protein of 222 amino acids. Lineage: Eukaryota; Metazoa; Arthropoda; Insecta; Lepidoptera; Nymphalidae. The transcript is spliced from 6 exons. Gene Ontology annotation, cellular component: extracellular region.
UUCAUUCCGUGUUGCUUAGUGUUGUUAGAAACUUACAAAUUACAAAUAUGAUAGGAAAGAUUCUGCUGUUCGUCAUCGUCAGCGCAUCUGCUGGUGCCGUUGAACCCAAACAAUCCCUAUCAGCAUUUGAUUACCACGAUGUCGACCCGAACACUCUGUCCUGUGACCCACUAGGAGAGAUCUUCCUACUGCUGCCUCACUAUGUUCAUUGCAACAAAUUCUUCAUGUGCGCCCAUGGUAACGAGGUCGAGUUUGAUUGUCCCGCCACAACCAUCUUCGACUUUCCUCUCCAGACGUGCAACCACGCGUGGGCAGCAAAUUGCACCCUGCGAACACGUGACGACGACGAAGGCUCCGGCGAAGGCGCGUUCAACUUCCUGGACAACUUCUCCGACGUCAACUAUGAAGGUUCCGUAAACAGUUUGACAGCGGACGAAGUGAUCAGUAAAGUACGUCCGUUGGCCGUCGAGUCCCCCGUCAAACCCAGCUUCAACGGCUUGAACUGCCAGCGUUCAGACUCGGCUGCCAGACAAGUUGCUUACAAGGGUGACUGCCAGCGCUACUGGCGCUGCGUCAAUGGCGUCCUGCAGACAGCGUAUUGUUCCGAUGGACUUUUCUUCAACGAGCGUUCUGGACAAUGCGACUUCGAAGCUAACGUUAAAUGCGCCGACGUUAACGACGAAUUGGAAAACGAAUUUAUCGUUUACAAGAAGUAAAAAAUGUUAUAAACGAAAUGACGUUCGCAAUAUUUGAAUACCGGAACUUUGCUAUUUUGACAUUUGAUUUUGUUGAUGACAGAUCGAGUUCGUUCUUUAAACAGAUGCUAUCAGGAAAAGUUUUUUUUUUAAUUUUUACAAACAAAGAGUUUAUAUGCAUAGUUAAAAAAUUAAUUAUUUUUUACAUCAGUAUUUUUCAAUAUUCCGGUAAUUGUGCAUAAUUGUUGUUAAUACGGGAUCCAACAUAAAUGUAAUGCUGUCAUAUUACAUGUCGUAUGUAUAAUAGCAAUUAUUAUGUUUGCUUUAAAGCUUUAAUAUUUAUUGUGUUUUUUUUUUACUAAUAAAAUAAUCUAUGAACAUUA